CAGCCUUCCCGACGCCUCCCGACGCCCGCGCACUGUACGGACGGGUAUUUAGCACUGCGGCCGCCACUCCACUCCACCCCCCGCGACCGCCCGACGGAAUUCACCCACCGUCUCCCUCAUUUCUUUACCCACCAUUUACCUUAUUACCGCACAAAGAUCUCGCCCGCCGCCUUCGAUUCCGUCCCAAAAAUCCGAGCUUUCAGCGGGAGCAGGGCUGGUGGGGCGGGGGUCGGCCAUGGACGCGAUGCCGCCGGAGGGCAUUGUGAAGGAGGAGGAGGUGCUGCUGCACGAGGAGCGCACGCACCCGGCGGCCGCGCCGCCGCAGCAGCGGCAGGACGGGGCGCUGCCGCGGCCGAUGGAGGGGCUGCACGAGGCCGGGCCGCCGCCGUUCCUCACCAAGACGUACGACCUGGUGGAGGACCCGGCCACGGACCAGGUCGUGUCCUGGGGCCGCGCCGGCAACACCUUCGUCGUCUGGGACCCGCACGUCUUCGCCGAGGCCCUGCUCCCGCGCCUCUUCAAGCACUCCAACUUCUCCAGCUUCGUCCGCCAGCUCAACACCUAUGGAUUCAGAAAGGUUGAUCCUGACAGAUGGGAGUUUGCAAAUGAAGGUUUCCUUAGGGGUCAGAGGCAUCUUCUCAAGACGAUCAAGAGAAGGAAGCCGCCAUCCAAUGCGCCCUCAUCACAGCAGCAGGCCCUCACAUCUUGCCUGGAGGUUGGUGAGUUUGGAUUUGAGGAAGAGAUUGACAGGCUCAAGCGCGACAAGAACCUCUUGAUCACAGAGGUAGUGAAGCUAAGGCAGGAGCAGCAAGCUACUAAGGAUAAUGUGCAAGCCAUGGAAGGCAGGCUACGAGCUGCUGAACAGAGACAGGCCCAGAUGAUGGGGUUCUUGGCAAGAGCAAUGCGUAACCCACACUUCUUCCAGCAAUUAGUCCAGAAGCAAGAUAAGAGGAAGGAGCUUGAAGAUGCCAUCUCGAAGAAAAGAAGGCGGCCUAUAGACAAUGCUCCAUUUUAUGGUUCGGGGGCAACAACAAGUCAGAGCGAGCAACUUGAUUCACAGUUCCUGUUUGAUUCUGGUGUCCUCAGUGAACCUGGAAUGAACGGGAUGGAGAAUUUAGCGCAGAACAUUCAGGAGCUUGGGCAGGGCAAAACAGACGAGGAGAAGAAGGAUGAAGCUAAUGGGCAGCUGGACAUCAACAGCGAUUUCUGGGCAGAGCUAUUUUCUGAUGAUUUUGGAGACGAAGACGGGUCUGGGCUGUCAGAGUUGGAGGGAAGGAGACCUGAAGAUAUCGAUGAACUGGGUCAGCAGUUGGGGUAUCUGAGUUCUACUAGCCCGCAGUAGAGUUUUGUUCACAGUGGUUCACUUCAACCAACAAACAUUGCUUCUUCAGUACUACUAUUGCAGAUCAUCUUGAACAAUCUGAUUUAGUUGAUUGGUGGCAACAUGACUGGCUAUCUGAGGUGUUCCAUACCGGGGAUUGGAACACCUCUGGGUAGGGAGUAGAAGCUGAAGACUAAUUGCUGCGUCGCUUGAUGGAGACCCAUGACGUGUAUUGAAUGGUUACCUAAACUCGUAACUCUGAAGAAGAUGGUCCAGGUAGUCGACAUUCGGUUGUUCUGAGCUGGUGUUCAGCAGCAGUAGCUGUGGAAGUGUGUUACUGUAUAUACUCGUUGGGUGAAGCUUUGUUGUGAAAGUCUGAUCUGUAGUCAGCCGUUGGCAUCUGGGUGUGGGUUCAGUCAUUUCUCCUUCUGCCGUCCAUUUGCCAAUUUACCUUACUUUUAGGGCCUGUGUCCUGUGUGAUGAUUGGUAGUGUAUGCUGCAACCUCUGUUAUAUUGAGAUAAUAAAUGUUGAUAACCUUUGCAAGGUACUAUUGAUUAGUGGUCU
Messenger RNA from Triticum dicoccoides, 1886 nucleotides. Its product is annotated as heat stress transcription factor A-2c-like. Bases 236 to 1342 code for a protein of 368 amino acids. Gene Ontology annotation, molecular function: DNA-binding transcription factor activity; RNA polymerase II cis-regulatory region sequence-specific DNA binding. NCBI's taxonomy places the organism in Eukaryota, Viridiplantae, Streptophyta, Magnoliopsida, Poales, Poaceae. The record is from RefSeq and is a predicted model, not a curated record. Gene Ontology annotation, cellular component: nucleus. Gene Ontology annotation, biological process: regulation of transcription by RNA polymerase II; cellular response to heat. The transcript is spliced from 5 exons.